AUGGACGUUCCACCCCCGGCACCGCAACCCACCAUGCAGGACGUACUAAACCUCAUGGUCACACUGGUCCAAAAUGUCAAUAAUCUCACGACAACGGUGAACCAGUUCGUAGCGCAUGCACGACAGCCUGUCACCACGGUCUCUUCCACCAGGUCCCGGUCCUUCGUCGAGAAACCAGCUACCUUCGACGGCAAGUCGUCUGAAAAAGCCAGAUUGUUCCGCAGCGCCUUUCGCGUAUACGUCCGAGGGAAUAAAGAGAUAUUCGCCUCGCGAAACGCUCAGGACGCCAUCAUCCUAGACCAUGCCGGCAACUGGAUAAUGGACCCACUCAAAAUGAUCACCGGUAUCCUAUCCUUCAUGACGGACGAAGCAGCGGUCUGGGCGCGCCCUCACAUCGACGAACUCUCAGACGGUCGUACUCCAUUCAACGCCAAUUGGGAUGAGUUCGUCAAACAGUUCUCGGCUAAAUUCGAACCCGUCGACGCGAAGAACGAGGCCAAGCAGAAGCUUAUGUCGAUCAAACAAGGCGAUCGGACAUUCGCGGACUAUCUCUCCGACUUCGAGACUUACUCUCGUCGUACCGGCUGGUCAAAUAACGACCUCUACGAUCGUCUCAAGUCCGGGAUGAAUUCGGAUUACCUCAAUAGGCUGUCCUACUUUGCCCCUCUGGCCACUGACUACAACAUGGUAAAAAAUUACGGAGCAACAAUCGACUUGCAAAAAGCAGACUUGGCAGCCAAUCAAGGCAAACCAGUCUCGCAGCCCCGGUCGACGACAACGACGCGCUCCUCCGGUUUCCGCGACCCGAACGCAAUGGACAUCGACGCCAUGGACAUCUCCGCCGCACGCUUCGACGACCUGUUCCAAGGCCUCAAAGACCCUGCGGAGAUCAAAAGGCAAUACAACAAGCUCAUGGUCGGUCGCUGCCGCGUCUGCGGUUCCAAAGGUCACAAGGCGGACGGCGCACACGAGGACACCAAAUGCCAACACUGUGUCGCAAUCAGUCCGAGCCUCAUCGUCGACAAGCCCCUCGACGUCGGCUUCCAUCUCUAC
Molecule: messenger RNA, 1053 nt
Organism: Phanerochaete carnosa HHB-10118-sp
Lineage: Eukaryota; Fungi; Basidiomycota; Agaricomycetes; Polyporales; Phanerochaetaceae
Exons: 2
Source: RefSeq, a predicted model, not a curated record